This is a messenger RNA of Carassius auratus (goldfish), 2101 nucleotides long. Its product is annotated as gastrula zinc finger protein XlCGF57.1-like. The transcript is spliced from 3 exons. Gene Ontology annotation, biological process: regulation of DNA-templated transcription. Bases 499 to 1851 code for a protein of 450 amino acids. NCBI's taxonomy places the organism in Eukaryota, Metazoa, Chordata, Actinopteri, Cypriniformes, Cyprinidae. The record is from RefSeq and is a predicted model, not a curated record. Gene Ontology annotation, molecular function: RNA polymerase II cis-regulatory region sequence-specific DNA binding; DNA-binding transcription factor activity, RNA polymerase II-specific.
CAGUAAUGAACCAUAUGUUCACAAGUUAUGAAUCUUACCUAUGUAAGUUAGCGAAAACUGUUUUGAUUCAGAUCCAAAAGUAUGAAUAUUUAUUAAAUAUUUACAACAAGCAAUAUUUGACAGAUAAGGUUAUAACCCCCUUUUUUUAAGAUGUCACUUAAAAAAGUAUGUUUGUAACUUUUCCACCCCUGUGGCCUUGCAUACAAAAAUGUCUCCUAAACAGCAUCUCAUAUUCAGUACAUGCUUAAGUAUCUGUAAUUCAAAUAUGAAUACAUCUGACGUGUUUUAUUAUGUACCUGUGUUUGUAUGUGAAUUCCUAUGCACUUUUGUGUUUUCAGACAUCAGCGUGUGGUAAAGACUUUUAAUUUGGUCUGACAAUGUCACGUCAUAAUGCUGGGUAGCGCUCCUGUGUUUGUUGUGUUCUGACUGAAGAAAGUGUCCAAUAAAAAAAACUCCCUGGUGAAGCAGAUGAGAUCCACGUGACACACUAUUAUAAAGAUGGAGUUUAUUAAAGAGGAGAGUGAAGAUGUGAAGAUUGAAGAAGCAUUCAGAGCCAAACAAGAAGAUACUGAGGAACAAACAGACAUGAUGGCCCUUAAAGAGGAGAGUCAACAACUGAAUGAAAUGGAAGAGAAAUCUCAGAUUGAGAAACCUUUUUUAAUAACUGUAGAAAAAUCCACACGGACUAAAAAGAGUUCUUCACGAAGAAAAGCGAAAAAGACCAAAGCUAAGAGUUAUUUCAGUUGCCAACAGUGUGGAAAAAGCUUCAAUCAAAAACAAAACCUUACGAUCCACAUGAGAGUUCACACUGGAGAGAAGCCUUACAGCUGCCAGCAGUGUGGGAAGUGUUUCAGUCAGAAACAAAACCUUACAGUCCAUAUGAGACUCCAUACCGGAGAGAACUCGUUCAUCUGCAAACAGUGUGGAAAACGUUUCACUAAAAGACAAAACCUUGAUAUCCACAUGAGAAUUCACACUGGAGAGAGCUCGUUCACCUGCCAACAGUGUGGGAGCAGUUUCACUCAAAAAGGAAACCUUAAAGUCCACAUGAGGGUUCACACCGGAGAGAAACCUUACACCUGCUCUCAGUGUGGACAGAGAUUUUCACAUAAAAACACUCUUAAUUCCCACACGAGAAUUCACACGGGAGAGAAGCUGUUCACCUGUGAUCAGUGUGAAAAGAGCUUCACAACAGAACUGAACCUUAGAUAUCACAAGAACGUUCACACUGGAGAGAAGCCGUUUGUAUGUGGCCAGUGUGGAAAGCAUUUCAGACGGAAAGUAACCCUUAAUUACCACUCAAGGAUUCACUCAGGAGAAAACUGUUUUAAAUGCAAGCAGUGUGGAAAGCGUUUUUGUUAUAAAAAAAGCCUCAGCACUCACAUGAGUCUUCACACUGGAGAGAAGCCUUACACCUGCAAACGGUGUGGGAAGAGCUUCUCGCUUAAAGGAAAUCUUAAGACUCACAUGAGACUUCACACCGGAGAGAAGCCCUUUUCGUGUAUGCAGUGUGACGGGAGUUUCACGUAUCACAGAGACCUGAAACGUCAUUUGCAAACUCAUUCUGGACAGAAAUUGCAAAGUUCUACAUGUAAAAAGAGGUGUAGAAAAAACAGUAAUUAUGAAAAUCAACAGUGCAUUCAAUCUGGAGGAAGGCCAUUUAAUUGUAAUCAGUGUAACAAAACAUUUAUUUUGCCAUUGCACUUAAAGAUACACAUGAAAAAUCAUGAAAACGUGAAGUCCUAUGUAUGUGCUUUGUGUGGAAAGAGUUUUAAGUGGUUCGGCAAGUUAAAAUUGCACCAGAAAAUACAGAUCUGUGUCAAAUUAAGGACACGUUCUCACCACAGCUGAAUGUCUCAAACGUGAUUUGUCCACAUUUUAUGGUCGCUUCGUUUAUUUGCAUUCUUAACUUUUUUUAAACUUUGCUCUUUUUUUUUUUUGCACAUGAACACCUGACCAUAUAUUUAUGGUUUUAAAUUUUGAGGGGUUGUGUUAGACACCCUCCCGUUUAUAUUGUUAUAGAGGCGUCAUUACAUAAAUUGAUAAACUGAUGUUUCACUAAUGUAAAUGAGAGAUAAAUAAAAUGACAAACUGAGUGAAA